UAUUUAUUGUUCAUUUUUAAUCGUGUUAUCAAAGUGUUAACAACAAAUGGCACUUCUAGAAUCAUCAAAAAACGAGAGUAUUGUGUAUGAAAAUGGUAUUUUAUACGAGAAUGAAGCAGAAGCAGCAGCCGAGAAUUGUGGAUUAAAAAAACCACUGAGAAAAAUUGCGGAUAAGAGAAUAUUUGAAUACAAGUGGUUUAAUAUGCUCACGAUAGGUUCUCUGCAUGUUCAAGCAAUUUAUGGUGCAUAUUUAGCAAUAACAGGACAUGCGAAGUGGCAAACGUUAUUUUUCGCUUAUCUAUUGUACAUAGUCAGUGGUUUGGGUAUAACAGCAGGCGCUCAUCGUCUAUGGAGUCAUCGUGCAUAUAAAGCAAAAUGGCAACUGAAAUUAACGUUGAUUAUUUUCAAUACAAUUGCAUUCCAAAAUUCACUUUAUCAUUGGUGCCGUGAUCAUCGUGUACAUCAUAAAUUUAGCGACACAGAUGCAGAUCCGCACAAUGCAACGAGAGGUUUCUUUUUCUCCCAUUGUGGAUGGUUACUGACAAAAAGGCAUCCUCUUAUGAUUACAGCUGGAAAGCGAGUUGACUUUUCGGACUUGGAAAAUGAUGCUUUCGUAAUGUUCCAGCGGAAACAUGGUUUGUGGAUGUUUGCAUUGUUCUGCUUCAUUCUACCUACUUACAUACCAUACUAUUUUUGGAACGAAACUUUAUUAAAUGCUUGGCUCAUACCAACAUGUCUACGGUAUGUUGCCGUACUGAAUAUCACAUGGUGUGUCAAUAGUGUUGCACACAUUUGGGGUCAUAAGCCUUAUGAUAAGUCAAUAUUAGCAUCACAAAAUGUUUUCGUUUCAAUAAUAGCACUUGGAGAAGGUUGGCAUAAUUAUCAUCAUAUUUUCCCAUGGGACUAUAAAACGGCAGAACUUGGUAAUUAUCGAUUAAAUUUAACAACAAUGUUUAUCAAUUUUAUGGCAAAAAUUGGAUGGGCGUAUGACUUGAAGACUGUCAAUAAAGAAACCAUUGACACAAGAAAAAAGAGAACGGGUGAUGGAACUGAGACAAACAUUUGGGGAUGGGCAGAUCCUGAUCAAAGUAAAAGUGAUAGAGCAAUGGCUAAGAUUAUUUUUAAGAAUUAUAAUUAAGAGGUUAAUAUUUUAAGUUAUCGUCAUUAGAAAUGUUUUUAUUUCAUAGG
Chironomus riparius is the source of this 1188-nucleotide messenger RNA. The record is from the annotation of a GenBank genome assembly. Lineage: Eukaryota; Metazoa; Arthropoda; Insecta; Diptera; Chironomidae.